AUGGCGGAAGAGGACCGAGUUGAUAUCUCCGAGGAAGUCAAUCCACCGGUCCCGGUUCAUUCUCAACCGCCCCCGACACACGCCCCGCCGCCUCCCACUCUUGCAGGCAUACUUUCGGCAUAUUUAGGCGCCCCUCCGACACAUCUCCCGCCCCCGACGUCUUCAGGGGCGCCCCUUCCACAAGUCUCACUGACAUCAUCCGCCUCCGAUGACCAAACCCGCAUCACGGCACUUGAGGGCACGGUUAACCAAUUGGCUGCGAGCAUGGCCGCCAACAUGGCGGAACUGUUAGCUCUACUUAGAGGGUCGAACCGCGCAUCCUCGAGCUCCACACCUCCACCGGGACAAGGGCCAACAGUCGAUCCGAUCCCUUGGGUUCCGCCAACUCAAGUCCCGGAGAACACUGAUGCGCCCGCGCCGCCAACACUGCAUAUGUCCAUGGCUCACCCCUUCACCAGUCCAUUUCCGCCGCCACCGGCCCCCACGGCAGUCCCUCUUCCACAGGCAGCGUUCCUCACUUCAGAUCAGGUCCUAUCCGCGCCGCCACCUAUUUCCCUGCCGGCCCCAGCUGCGGCCUAUACAAUCCCUCCGCCGACGAUUUUUCCGGCGCCAAGCGCACCUGCUCCGACUCGCCCUCAAGUCGCGGAUCUUCCCUCCUAUCCGCCUCUACAACUUCACAUCAACUUCUCCUACCAAGCACGACCCCCUAUAAACACCACCUUCCUCGAACCAGGCACGCCGACUCACGCGGCCCAGGUCGCCUCACCAACGCACUUUUUCCCUGAGGCCGACGCCGAGCAAGAACGUAGACUGAAGCGAAUGGAAGAGACGAUACGAGCCUUACAAGCAAGUGAUACUCGACCUGAUGCACGCUACGGUGACUGUAGUCUUUUCCUGGGCAUGCAGCUACCCCCGAAAUUUAAGAUCCCGGAGUUCAAGACCUACAAGGCCAACCCCCUCCCUGAUCAUGGGCCGGGUUCGGGGCCCUCUAUCAACAUGAUCACCAUAUGCACCUCGGGGAGGGACGAGGACGCACAAGACAACCCCCUUCCCUUCGUGAUCGACUACACUCCUGAGGAGCCCACGGUCGGAUUCGCGGGACAUAUGGCCUCGCCGGCCCCUUUUGUCGUGGAUGUCCCCGCUCGAGAACCAUACUCAGACAGCAAGGUCCCCUGGACCUAUGAAAGAGGCAUCGGGAGCGUCGAGCAGCAGUUUAGUGUCAUGGGGGUGACACGUUCGGGGUGA
Messenger RNA from Punica granatum (pomegranate), 1245 nucleotides. The record is from RefSeq and is a predicted model, not a curated record. Lineage: Eukaryota; Viridiplantae; Streptophyta; Magnoliopsida; Myrtales; Lythraceae.